This is a messenger RNA of Leptosia nina, 2772 nucleotides long. The record is from the annotation of a GenBank genome assembly. Lineage: Eukaryota; Metazoa; Arthropoda; Insecta; Lepidoptera; Pieridae.
AUGAGGAUCGCCAAUAAUAAAAACAACGGAAACGAACAGUCAGUUGACAAUAACAGUACAAUUGCAUUAACUGAUGAUAAACCAUAUCGCUUUAAAGAAAGCCAACCCAGAGUAGAAAAUUAUCAUUUAUGUAAUAACAUAAAUACCGGAGACAAUGUACUAUGUCAUAUAGUACUUGAUUCGACGGUGUGUAACCUACAAUUUAAACUAAAUAAUCAGAAUUUAGAAGCUGCUACCAAAAUCGAAGAAAAAUCAAGAAAAUCUUUGGUUCCUACAUUUAAAGAAGGCGCAAAUGAAUCAAAUCAUAUUAGAAGGGCGGUUGAUGAAGAACUCGCCUCUUUUGACCAAUCGGAUUCAGAGGAAAUGUCUGAAGAUAGUAUUCAUCUAAUACCAAGAGGCAUCGUUAAUCCAAACUAUCCAGGCUUUCAACAUCUUGCCCAUACUUUGCAGGAGUACUCAUCAAAUAUAGAAAAUUUUUAUCAAUCGGAAAAUGAAAUGACUGACGAUGAUAUCGAUAUAGAUAUAACGGAAGUGGAUCCAAAAAGUGAUGCUAAUUAUAACUAUGAAGAGCUUAACAAUAACAAAUUGGACUCACUUAACCUACUAAAAAAUGAAAAGUCUAUGAAAUUUCAUCACAUUACCAAUAAUCAAGCUGAAAAAACGAGUGAUGAUAUACCUGAUCUUCUUAAAACUAUUUCCAAAGCAAAUAAUAAUAAUGACUGUAAAGUAAACUGCGACAUUACAUCGUUCGGUACGGACAUUGAGAAUAAUUUUGACACAAAAGAUAUUAUUGGAGAUUUCAACAAAGAAGUGGAAGAUGAAAUAAAACAGUUAUUAAAUUAUAAUAUAAAUAUCCAAGAUGACUUGGAGGAGUUACGAAAAGAUAUUAAAGAUAACUUUGAAAAACCGAUCGAGUCAACAAUCAACAAUAUAAGUGAAGUUGUAAAUCAUGUUAUUAAAAAACUCGUUCAGCACGACACUUCUGACGAUUUCAAAGAUCAUGUAAAUAUUGAUGUAAUAGAGGAGAAAAUUGAGCUGAAAAGGAGCGUGCCAGAAACAAAUGUAUCAGAUAUCAGAAAGGAGAUUAAUUUAAGCAGACCUACAUUUCUUCUACUGGAUAGUUGUAAUGAUCAAAUACAAGACGCUGCUUUGUCUGAUGGUAAGGAGGAAAUAAAUAUCAAUGAAGAUUCUUAUGAUACUCAACAGUUAAGUAACAACGUAGAGACUACAAUCAAACAACUUAGCACUGAAUUAAGGAAAAUAAUUCCUAAACUGAAUGAAAUGCGUGAACGAGACAAAAUGUGGACAGAGCGGCCAUUUUUAACGGAUGGAAAUUCAAAUAAAUUGUUACAACAAUCUUCUAAUAUACCCCCUAUAAAAUAUAAAGAAGUACGCACCCAAUCUCUUCACAACAACAAGCAAAAGAGAAACUUUUAUCACGUUUCGGAUAAAGACAAAGCUCAAAUUGACACAAGAGAUACUUCUAAAUAUAAUGCUCAAUAUAAAACGUCCGUCCCCCAAGAUAAUAUUGUAAUAGCUGAAAGUGAUAUUGAAAGUUUCGAGGUUUACAACAUAGAAACGGCGCUCCCAAAAUUAGAUAUUGACACAAUUGAAAACUACAUAAAGGCAGCGAAAGAUGCAGAAAGACGUUCCGACAUAGAGGGUAUAGAAAAGAAUGGUGUUAAACGAAAAUUCCAAAUAUUUAAACCAAAAGUUACCAAAUCACCUGAGCGAACAUUCUCUAUUUCCGACAAUACUGCAUUGAGUCCAAGAGUCAUUAGUGGAGGAGAUUAUGUCCAAACGGAAAUUGAAUGGCCAAUAAUCUCAGAUAAUAUUCCUAACAUAUUGGACAAAUUUACCCGAAUUGUAACAAUAGUAGACCAUGAACCAUAUGACAGAAAUAAACGCAAUGACAGAGAAGAAAUAAGAAAACGAUUAGCUAUGGGUAUUGACUCUGAAGAAUAUUAUAGCUUGGGACAUACUGACCGUCCAGGGAAAAAACCAAGCUUGCAUUCCCGCUUACAAAAUGGAAAGAAUUUACAAAUAUGUUUCAUGAACGAAACUGCUUCCGACAAUGAAUCUCAAUCUUCGGACUUGGACAAAAGUUUCACUAGCAAUAGUAAAAGCUUAUCGCGUUCAAGUAUUUUCAGCAAGAGUAGUUUUAAUCAUCCUUAUCAAACUAGACCUCUAUCUGUCAAUGUCACAAAACAAGAGAAAACAAAUACCAUGCAAAGUGGUUUCAAGUUUCACCCAGCAUCUUUGAUAUCAAAGUCAUCAAAAUCUCGGUCUUCUCAAUCCCUGAAUCAUAUAGAGCUGAAGGAAUCAGACUUUUAUGCACUACAAGCAACACUGCAAACUGAAGCGAGAAUUGCCUUGGCACAGGCUAAGGAAUUGGCUCGAAUUCAAAUGGAGCACGAGCGUCGUAGUCGUCCCGUGUCACCGGUUACUGAAAUGUUGCGCCGUAGCAUGGAGAAAGCCAAUGUACCACUCGCUCCAGACAGACGCCGUGUCUCUCGUCAAAUACUUACGGAUAUGAAUAUAGCUCAGCUGCAGGUGAUAGUCAACGAGCUGCACUCUCAGAUAGAAGGCCUAAACGACACCUUGGUGAAAUUACUAAUGGCGCGUGACGAACUGCAUAUGGGACAAGAUUCGAUGCUCGUCGACAUUGAAGAUCUAACGCGAUACUUAGGCGUGAAGGAGCAAAGCAAAAAGUCAAAGGGCCCCACAACCAAGUCUGGAGUAAGAAGACUUACGUCACUAGUACACAAAUAG